Molecule: messenger RNA, 3075 nt
Organism: Crotalus tigris (Tiger rattlesnake)
Lineage: Eukaryota; Metazoa; Chordata; Lepidosauria; Squamata; Viperidae
Gene: SUPT20H
Product: SPT20 homolog, SAGA complex component
Exons: 25
Coding region: 237-2597 (786 amino acids)
Biological process (GO): regulation of transcription by RNA polymerase II
Cellular component (GO): SAGA complex
Molecular function (GO): transcription coregulator activity
Source: RefSeq, a predicted model, not a curated record
UUCCCAUCUCAACGACUCCGGAAGUGCUUAUAGCGGAAGUUGCAAGAGGGUGAAAAAAAGGGGGAUGGUUGCGGCAAAUACCGAAUUAGGGCUCCUGGACAAUGCAGAGACCAUAAUUUCUUCUCAGUUGUAGAAGUAUUAAACAUGGACCUUAACAAUUCAGACCCUGCUCCUCAUUUAAGAAUCUAAAAGGUUUUUAAAAAGUCAUUGACUUUCUUUAUCAAUGAACUUCAGACAUGAUGCAGCAGAUUUUAGAAGUUGCACUGGAUCGUGCUGAGUAUAUCAUUGAAAGUGCUCGGCAGCGGCCUCCAAAACGAAAGUAUUUAUCUUGUGGGAGAAAAUCAGUAUUUCAAAAGCUGUAUGAAUUGUAUCUAGAAGAAUGUGAUAAGGAGCCUGAAAUAAAGCAGAAGCUGAGACGAAAUGUGAACUUGUUGGAGAAGCUAGUUAUGCAAGAGACGUUGUCAUGCCUAGUAGUGAAUCUUUAUCCAGGAAAUGAAGGCUAUUCCUUGAUGCUCAGAGGAAAAAAUGGCUCAGAUUCAGAAACCAUUCGGCUUCCUUAUGAAGAGGGAGAAUUACUUGAAUAUUUGGAUGCUGAGGAGCUGCCCCCUAUUUUAGUUGACCUCCUUGAAAAAUCUCAGAUUAAUAUUUUCCAUUGUGGGUGUGUCAUAACAGAAAUACGUGACUAUAGACAGUCUGGCAAUCUAAAAACUCCAACAUAUCAAAGCAAACACAUUCUUUUGCGCCCAACAAUGCAGACCUUGAUUUGUGAUGUGCAUUCCAUUACAAGUGACAACCACAAGUGGACACAGGAAGACAAACUUCUAUUAGAAAGUCAACUUAUACUGGCAACAGCAGAACCUCUGUGUCUAGAUCCAUCAGUUGCUGUUACAUGCACAGCAAACCGGCUUUUGUAUAAUAAGCAGAAAAUGAACACUCAGCCAAUGAAACGAUGUUUCAAGAGAUAUUCCAAGCCAUCUCUGAAUCACCAGCAGGAGGUGUCUCAAAGUACUGUUCCACCACAGUUCAAGCUGUUUGAUUAUUUACAAAAAAGAAAGGAAAGGAGAGGAAGCCAACAGUAUGAUCUCAAAAUUUCCAAAGCUGGAAAUUGUGUUGAUAUGUGGAAACAGAACCCCUGCUAUUUGACUGUACCAUCUGAAGUAGAUGUGGAAAAAUAUGCUAAAGUGGAAAAAUCUAUCAAAGCUGAUGACUCACAACCAAGCGUCUGGCCGAUUCAUGAAAUGAAAGAUGAUUAUGUCUUUGAAUGUGAAAGUGGCAAUCAUUUUCAGAAAACAAAAUUGACAAUUUUUCAGUCACUUGGAAAUCCAUUGUACUAUGGUAAAAUACAAACUCUUAAGAAUGAUGAGGAUAAUGAAAGUCCAUCACAUUUUCUUAUUGGCUCAAAAUCAGAAGCAGAAAGAGUAGUGAACCAAUACCAGGAGCUGGUUCAAAAUGAAGCUAAAUGUCCUGUGAAGAUUUUUCAUAACUCAAGUGGAUCAAUCCAUGUCAGUCAACUUUCUCCUGGGAAGGAACUAGAACAGGCUGAGGGUGUGGCAGGUUAUAUUCAGUCUUCAGUGUUGGGAAAAGGUGUGAAACACAGACCACCUCCCAUCAAGCUACCUUCAAGUUCAGCAAGCAGUUCUUCAGGUAAUAUUUUUAGUCCACAGCAAUCAAGCAGUCAUCUCAAAUCCCCAACUCCUCCUCCUCCUCCUCCUCCUCCUCUUCCUUCUGCUCUUCCUCCUCCUAAGCCUCCCUGUGUAUCUCGGAAGCAAUCUCUGGAUCUGAACCAACUGAGCCUGCUUUCUUCGGCUUCUGGGUCUCCUGCAAGUGCUUCACAAAGGUCUGGAACUCCUAAGCCAGCUAUUCCUACUCCAACCAACACCCUUUCAUCGACCCCACACCCUGCUGAUGCUCAGAGCUCAACUCUGAUCAUCCAUUCUGCUACCCUUAUUCCCCAAGAUUCAGGCUUCACCCCUCAGCCCACUUUACUUACCCCGUUUGCUCAGCAGCAAAUGUCUCUGGGCCAGACAUUGCCUGUAAUGACCAUUCCUCUUUCCACCAUGGUAACUUCCGUUACUACAGGAACAUCUUCCAACCAGGUCAUGACAAACACUGCAGGACUUAACUUCAUCAAUGUAGUGGGCUCUGUGAGUGGAACACAAACAUUAAUGAGUGGUUCAAAUCCCAUGUUGGGGGGUAAUACUGGUGCAGCCCCCCCUGCAGGUAUAAACCUGAGUAAUAUUUUACCAUCAGGAAAUCUGGUGCCAAAUGCACUCCCUGCUGCAAUGCAGCAUACCUCUCAGCCAGCAGGUGUUCCUUUUGGUUUAAAAAAUGCUCCAGGCCUUCGCCCAUUGAAUCUUCUACAGCUUGCAGGUGGCUCACUGAUAUUCAACCCUGUCCAACAGCAGCAACAACAACUCUCCCAGUUUUCAUCUCAGCUGCCUACAACUUCUAGUCCUCAGCCACAGGGAGAUCAGGGUUCUGAGGAAGUCCCCCCAAACCAAGAUCAAUCCUUAUCUGCUCAGCAAACUGCUGUUGUUAACUUGACUGGAGUAGGGAAUUUUAUGCAACCUCAGGCAGCAGAUUGCUUAAACAAAUAAUAUUUUCCUGAACUGCUUUUUUAUUGCAGUGCCACGCUAUCCCUGAAAAAUGCUAACCAAAGCUAAGGUCAGCUCUGUGACUUUAGUUGCUGCCUGUAAAUGAAAAGACUUUAAUUACUUUCACAUCUUCAGCUUUUCUUUGCCUCCUAAUCAGCCUCAGUGGACUAGGCAUACAGCUGGUACUAGGGUAUUCUUUUUGAUGUGUAUUCCCUGCUUACUCUCUUGUAAUCCCUUCCUUUCCAAAGAAUGUAAAUACAAAGAUUAAUCCCCUUCUUGCUAAUUAUCCUAGCACCAGGGUGCAUGCUUCAAAGGGGGAGGGGGGAUGCUAAGGUAACAUUGUAAGCAUGAUUUUUCACUUGGUGACUGCAUCACUUGAUGACUAAAUUGCUGGCCCCAAUUGUAGUUGCUAAAUGAGGAAUAUCUGGACAGCAAAAACAAUUUUUAUGGAUGUUUAAAUAAAUCUCCCUCCCUCUGCUCA